Messenger RNA from Salvia hispanica, 2082 nucleotides. Lineage: Eukaryota; Viridiplantae; Streptophyta; Magnoliopsida; Lamiales; Lamiaceae. The record is from RefSeq and is a predicted model, not a curated record.
AUGACUGUAAAGCCUGAGAAGGUUGAGAAACAUGGAUCUGUUAUUCCAAUUUGCAAGCCUGAGUUGAGGCCUUAUGAAGGUCAAAAAUUUUCUUCCCUUGAGGAAGGAAUUUCCUUUUAUGAAAAGUAUGCUCAGGAGUCUUGUUUUGAUUGUCGAAGAUUUGGAAAUAGGUCUAGUGGUGGUGUUAUUAUUUUUCAGUAUGUUGUUUGCAAUAGACAAGGAUUUCAUACAGUAGAUUCGUUGGAUGUUGAUGUAAGUGUAUCUGAGGAUGGUAAUGUAUCAGAUGAUGAUGAAGUAUCUUCAAAGAAGAGACGUAGACGUGGCACCAAAAGGUGUGGAUGUGGAGCGAGAAUUAGUUUUAAGUUUUUUUCUGAUUUUGGUGAUAAGUAUUACCUUGUGCAUCAAUUCGUUGAGGAACACAAUCAUGCUAUGGUUGACAAAGAUCAUAAGCGAUUUAUGAAAGGUAAUCGGAGUUUGAAUGAUGUUCAUUAUAAGUUUGUUGAAGAUUGCACCAAAGCUAACAUCGGUCCUACCUCAACUUUCAACUUAUUAAAGGAGUUUUUUGGUGGUUAUGAUGUUGUUGGGUGUACGUUGAAUGAUGUUAGGAAUUGUUCACGUGAUAUUAAAGAGAAAUUAAAAGAAGUGGAUGUGCAAAUGAUCCUAAAUCAGAUGCAAGAGAAGAAGAGAAUUUGUGAAGGGUUUUUUUACAAAUAUCAAUUAUCACCUGAAGAUAAUAAGUUAGUGAGCUUAUUCUGGUCUGAUGCUGAGUCUCGGAAGCAUUACCACAUGUUUGGAGAUGUUGUAGCAUUUGAUACAACAUAUUCAACAAACAAGUAUCGUAUGGUGUUUGGUCCAUUUACCGGGAAAGACAAUCAUGGUUGUCCUAUUGCGUUUGGAGCUGGUUUCGUAUCCGGUGAGAAUUGUGAUGCAUUUUCAUGGCUUUUCACUGUAUUUGUUGAAUGCAUGGGUGUUGCUCCAAGAAUCAUAAUCACUGACCAAGAUUGGGGAAUGAGGCUUGCCAUUGAGAAGGUAUUACCUGGUACAAGGCAUCGUUUGUGUAUGUGGCAUAUUAUGAGCAAGUUAUUUGAGAAGAUACCUAAAUCAAUUUCUGAUAGAGAAAAGUUUAGUAAGGAGUUUAAAUCUUGUGUUUGGUCAGAGUUGUUAGAUCCGGAUGAGUUUGAUAUAUUAUGGACUAGUAUUGUUGAAAAAUAUAGUGUAGAAGAUCAUAAGUGGUUUAAGGAUAUGUUUUUGAUUAGACAUAUGUGGAUCCCAGCCUUCUUUAGAGAUGUUCCUAUGGGUUCUUUAAUGAGAACAACAUCUUUUUCAGAAUCUGAAAACAGUUUUUUUAAGAGGUACUCGAAACCGUUGUUCAAUUUUGCUGACUUCACUCUUCAGUAUAACAAUGCCAUUGAUGCUCAAAGGAAUCAAACUGAAAGGCUUGACUAUUAUGAUUCUGUAAUCACUCCAAAAUAUGUCACUGAUUUAGCAUUUGAGAAGCAAUUGGCAUCUGUAUACACAGAUAGGAUGUUUAGAGUGGUACAAGAAUUUAUUGUUGAGGCUGAUAAGAGUUGUCGGAUGAUUAACAUGUCCACAUUGGAGAAUAUCGAGGUCUUCAAAGUUUCUGAUGCUAGAAAGAAGAUCUUUACAGUUACACAUGAGAUAGAGACUGAGUCAUAUGAAUGUUCUAACAAAGAUGACAAACUACAGAUUGCUAAUAGGUGUCAUGGACGUUACUUUGGUCUAUAUCAGCGUGCUUUUAGGAAUAAAGAUCAUUUGAUUGCUUUGGAUAAUUUGCUUGCGGGUAUUGGUCCUCAAAUCUUUAAAGAUGACUGUGCUGGAUCGUCGUCUCUUGAUAAAAAUGAUUCAAUCAUGAACAUAUAUGGUAUUGUUGUUCCUGAAGAAAUAACUGCCCAUGCUCCAGAUGUGGUUAGUACAAAAGGAGGUGCAAGUGACAAGAAAAGCAGGAUUAAGUCAAGCAUAGAGAAAGCAAUUGAAAAAGCAAAUAAACCUCAUAGGCGUUGUGGAAAGUGUCACAAAGUUACUGAUCAUAAUGCUAGAAGUUGUGGCAGAAAGGAGACAUGA